UCUAUUCGGGUUGCAACACUGCAAUUCGGUGGCGUCAUUUAGCGGGCUCGUUCAGGCCUUUGACAACUCAGGGGGAGGGGGGGCGUCGCAUCUGCACGUGUUGUUGUUUCUACGGCUUACAGAUAGAAAUCACGUCACCAAGUCAAAUUUGCGAUCAUCAGUUCCAAUUUUGAGUAGUUUAAUAUUAAAUCAAACAGAAAGAUAAUGAUCUGUGUUCUCUCGUCUGAUUUCUUACAACACUACAAUUUUUAAGCGAGUUAUGAAUGUUUUUAAAUAUCAUAUACUCAUAACUUAUUAAUUAUAAUAUUGCAGCUAUCGACACAGAGUUAAUACUGCUGAAUGUAAGUUUCGAUAUGAUAAACCUAUAUGUUAGUAGAGAUGACACGUCAUGCGGGGCUGUGAUGUCCCCUCAAUAACUUUGCUUGGAAAACGUUAAAAAGAAUCGAGUAACGUAAAAUGACGCCACUGCGCAGCGUUAUAAUAUAAUAAUAUUAUUUUACAUUGAUCGUGAAGCGACACGCAAUACGAAUCGAAAAAAUAAGUGACAACGGAUGCAUAAUUCAAUAUUAUUAUUGUUUUAUACGAUUGACACGCAUACGACACGAAUCGACAUCAUACGUCAUACCCAGAUAUCAACCGUAGGCUAGAUAAUAUUUACACGUAUACAUGUUACUAUAACUAUUGUUCUGUUUGCACAAGUGGCUUCUUUAUCGGAGGUUUUUUUUUGUAUAUGAUAUUUAAUGGGAACCGCCGCCGCCGCUUCCGCCGCUUAUAUACUAUUCCACUCAUUUGUACGGCAGUGACAGCGGCGUAGCAGCCGUGUUGGUCCUAUAAUAUACUAAUAUUCAAUACAAUUUGUAUCUACUUAGUACUUAAUAUUAUUAUAAUAUUAAAAUAAAUCGAUAUGUUCUUUUAUCAUUAUGGUCUUAUCAUUAAGUAGAGAUAGUCCGAGGGCAAAGGUCUUUAGGAACUUGAUUCGUAAUAUUCGUAAUCUUUUCAUAUAUUUAAUAGUAUUAAGAUAGACGUGUGUACCGACGGAGUUUGUCGAAUAAAAAAAGAUAAAAUUAAUAACCGGUCAAGUAUAGACGUCGAAAAUACCGUUGGUUUUCAACGAUCGUGAUUUCGAAUAUUAUACUGAGUUAUUAAAUACAUUCACUGUAGUAUCAAGACACAACAUUGGCAUCAAAUUUUAGCUGUUGACUACGCAACUAAAAAGGUAGCUACAGACAAUGCGAUGGAGUCUGAAUCAUCACCACAGCGGCAUCUAGAAAAUGUAAAUACACCGAGCGAAAUUGACCAAGCCCCUUUGAACUCUACCACUUCCUCCGUUCCAUCAGCUAUAAUCAUCAUAAGUGAUAGUGACGAUGAAAACAAUGUUGAUGGUAACGUAGUUAUUGUCAUAGAUUCCGAUGAAGAUAAAAAUAAAAUUAAGAGGGAAUCGUUGGACAGGUAUAAUCGCCGGCUAAAAUAUAAAAUGCGAAGGGCAAUUAAUAUCCUUCUUAGAUAUAAUAGUCAUUUGUCUGAGGAAAAUAUUUCGUAUUUAGAAAACAAAAAAUAUGAAAUGAGAUGUGGAAAUAAUAAUAGGGUAGUAGAAAAUGUGGUCAAUCGGGUGUCAAGAGUUGAAUCCGAACGACCUCGGUCAGAAAAACAGAUAUUACGUGGCUUACAGACAUUAAGGCGCCGGUAUUUAGAAGCCAUUAGGGCUUCGUACGAAAUUAUAGAAAUCUGGCUACGUCACAAUGUCGAAAGUGAUUGCGAUGCGUUAACGGACUGCAUGAAAUGGGCCAGCCCAUUUAUUAUAAAUAAAAAAAAUUACAUGCCAGUAAUGACGUCACCAUAUGACGGAGAAGUCUUAUCGAAUGAUUUGGAUUCAUUUGUUAAAAAUAUCGGUUUUAGUGAUUCGGAGUCUUCGAGCGGCGAAUCUGAGAUAUCGUCGGGCCAAAAUGAACGUACAUAUGAUAUAUUAUAUUUUGAUGAUGGUGUAUUUUAUGAAAACCCAUCACUUAACCUGCAGCAUCAUACGAAUCAUACAAAAAAGAAGCCACACAACCAAAAUUUAACGCCUCAGCAGCGGUUGAAACAACGUAAGCAGCGGUUGAAACAACGUAAGCAGUGGUUGAAACGUCGUCAGCAACUACGAGAUCGUUUUAAGAUCAGUCGACUAGAACCGGGCUCUUUGGCCGGGCCAGACGACGUGUGUGUGUCAGAUGGGCAAACACGACAUCAACCCUCGCCACGCAUUGAUGCCAUUACCCCCGCACUGGACGAUCAAGAAUCUUGUAUUAAUGAUGAGCUACCCUGCCGAUGUAAUAAUAGACAGAUAGUAGAAACCAACAGUUUGUCGUCCGAGACUGCGACGUCAUCGUCUCACGCAAUCACGAACGACCUGUUGACGACGCCAAUAAUGCGGGUUCAGCGCCGUAGUCGCAGUCGCACCCGUAACCACAGUACGCCGCGGCGAUUGUGCACAGUGUCGCCGCCCAUCAGUCGCGCGCACAUCAAACCCCCAGAGCAGAUGCGGGAGAAGUCGAGAUCACCACUACAUGCGCCGGGGUCACCCACUCUUCCAUUAGUACCCACAAUCCCUCGCCUAUCACCGUCGCAUCUGCCGCGUUCACCCUCCACCGACACCACUACCACCACCGAUAUUGGCGCUAGUACCGUAACUACAACGACCACCGGGCGACCUCAUUUGUCACAGUCACCACCAGAAGCGCUCGGGUCCACCCUGCAGCGGGUAUUAACUGACGACGACGACGGCGCUAGCGCUACGCUUUCGCAAGUCGCACUCACAUUACUUGAACUUUCCGAACAGUAGCCGAAGUCCAACUACGCCGUCAACACGUCUUGUGUGGUUGACAAUCAAACUUUUCAGACAACCGCUACAUCUACCACUCCGACCGCCGCCACCGCCGCCGAGUCAAUGUCAACCGGAAAUGUGUUGGCCAGCUCGGUGGCGGUGGUGGCCUUGCAAGGAAUCCGGCGACAUGACAACUAUAAAGAAAAUAACGCCAAAAUUAUUGAACAUUUAUGGCGAAUAAACCCGAUAUUUUUCGAGCUUCAGACAUCGGCCAAAGAAGCAAUAGCGGACGGGACAUGGGUUUACGAAAAUGAACUGUAAAUAUUAAACAAUAUGUAUCUUAACUAUAAGUAAUCUAUAUGUGUGUUAGAUGUAGUUUUGUAAAUUUUUUUUUUUUUGUGUAUGGAGAACGUAUCGUUUUUCUCGAGAUUUAACGGAGUAAUAUUAUUCCCGUGUACGUACUAUUUAUCAUCAGUUAGAUUUGCUAGAUCUUAGUAUUUAUUCUCUCGGAUACAAAAAUAGUUUAUAUCAAUAUAAAUAAGAUAAUAUUUAAUUUAAAUAGCAAUACGAUAUUUUAUGGUAGUUAUAAAAAAAUCGAAAAAUGCACCAACUACGCAGGAUAUUAAUUGUUGUCGUUAAGUUUACUUUUUAUUUAUAUUUGUUUUAUGUUUACGUUCAAUUGGCUUAUGAUUUUAAUGAUUGAAUUAAUUUUAAGAGUUGUGUAUCCACUGUCUCGUGUAUAGACGUCAUCACAUACAUUGUAAGGUAUUCGUUCGGGACAACUGGUAGUGGCAAAUGGCCAGUGUCCAAGACGCGCAUGUCAGACGCCUUCGUUACUCGUACAUCGUUAAGCUUAAGUUAUACUAAAGACUGUGUUUACUAUUUAACCAAAAAAAAAAAAUCGGUUUAAGUAGUAGACUGGGGGUGGGUUUAUUGUGGCCGUUUUCAAAAAUUAAUUUAUUAUACAAUGUAUAAUACUUAAUAUAAUUUGAAUGGGUUCUAUUGCUAUUAUACCAUUUGGUAUUUUGGCAAAUUUUUAUCGACAUUGAAAAACAUAAAAUAUGUUGCACACGAGUGGUGUGAUUGACGUGCUUCGAGCCAGUAUUACAGUCAAGCCGUCAUCGCGUUCUCGUGGCAAACAAUCGCAAAAAAAUUUAAAAAAAUUUAUAAAAUCUAAAAAAAAAAAUUAUUAUUUAAACGUUUUGAUUAGUUUUUAAGUCCGUUCUAUUUUACGUUGCGUGUGUUCAAUGCGUAACGUAUAAGUUUCAAUUUCAAACACAUGCCAUUAAACAGCAUUUAUACCAUUUGGGUAUUUAGGCAGAGGUGCAUCUACUAAAUAAUAGUAAACACGAGCGGUCGUGCGCCGGUGAUUAUGGCUGCGUGGCGAGCCUCGAGCCUGUGCCCCGGUCCAGACGUCACCGCGUUCUCGUGGCGAACGUUCGUAAAAAAAUCGAAAAAAUUAAAAAUUCUAAAAAAAAAUCAUAGAAGGAAUGUUUGUUGUUAUUGUUUUAGUUUGGUUUAUUUUACAUUGCGUGUUUUUUUAAUGCGCAACGUUUCAGUUUCUGUCUCCAGCACUUGCAGUAGUCACAAAAUAUUCUGUUAGACAUUAUAAUAAUGUAAUCUAUAUUGUUUACGGUAUAUAUUUAAAAUUAUGAGUAUUAAUCUUUAUUAGGAUUAUAAUAUUAUGGCCUAUGAUGAUAUUGGACGCCGACGUACACUUCUGAGGCAAUAUUAUAAUAUAUUAUGUAGGUCAGAAGUUUUAUUUAUUUUAUUGUUUACUCGUUUAGUAAUUUCUUAAUAAAAGUUUUAUGCGUUACUAUAUUAUAAUAAUAAGAACAGACAAAAUGCUUUACAUCUAAGUAUAUUUUUGUAUUAUCGAUAUAAGUCCGACGAAAUAAUCAACAAACGCCCCACCGCCGCACAAUUCUGCUACUGCAUGCGACCGUCCGCGUACUGGUGGGGUGGUUCAAAUCGUAGUCUGUAACAAUGUUUACAAAUAUUAGUACCUAAACUUUUACAGAAAACAUCAUCCAUAUGUGUCGAUUCGUAUUGUAUGCGUGUAUAAUUAUAGUAGAUCUCAUUAUAUAGUACACAAUAUUGUAUCGAGUUUUGUUUUUUUUUAUUGUAAUUUUUUUUUUAAGUACUGUCCCACCUUAUUCACCUCACGACAAAAAUUUUAAUAUACUAUACUAAAUGUUCUCAAAAUUGGCUCGCAAUUGGCUCACAAUCAAAUGCAUAUAUUUUUUUUAUAUUAUAUAAAUAUUUUUCUACAUAUUACAAUAUAUUAUAUUUUUAUACCGUGUGCCUAUUAUUUUCGUUUUGAAUUUUUAGUUUUCAUUAUUGCGUGACGAUUCUGUCCGUAAGAAGCGCUUCACGUAAUGGCAAAAUAAUAUAUAUUAAUGAUAAACGAUCAACGCGUGUAUAAAAUGUGUGUUCGCGUGCGCGCGCUAUUGUG
Acyrthosiphon pisum (pea aphid) is the source of this 5255-nucleotide messenger RNA. RefSeq lists its product as uncharacterized. Lineage: Eukaryota; Metazoa; Arthropoda; Insecta; Hemiptera; Aphididae. The record is from RefSeq and is a predicted model, not a curated record. The coding region runs from base 1235 to 2818 and encodes 527 amino acids. The transcript is spliced from 3 exons.